AUGCCAGCGCAGAUGAAGGACAUUACCCAUGUCAGCCAGUGGAUCGUGUCUGGAACGCUCCUAGGGCUCGCCACAAAAGAGACUCGGCGAUGCCAAUCAAACAGCAUUAAUCUCAAAGAAGACGGCUUUGCAGGUGGGGAUGUCGGGGACAUCGGGGACCCUUUGUCUAACUCCCCGCAGGAAAUUUGGGAUACUAUGAUUGAGCUGGAAUCACCCCAGGAGUCCGAUGAUUCUGAAAUCUCUCCAUUGUCGGCCAAUCUCCCUCAGUUGCGUCCAGCAUCCUGCUUGACCCGCUUCUAUUCCGACCCGUCAUUGCUGUUUUCCGGUGUCUCCCCGGCCAGUGCACAGCGCAGUAUGGACCGCUUCACGGGGUCCUCGGUUUUUGAGCGUGAGCUGGAAGAGCGGGUGCAGAUCAUGUAUAGGAGCUCCACAGGCGUCUCUCCCAAGCCAUAUGCAUCUCCGGGUCAAAAUGAAGUCUCCCGCUCAUCAUCUGGAUCGGAUGAGACUUUGGACUCUGCCUCUUCAUGCUAUAGUCGUCGCACCUCGAUUACCACUCUCGGCAGCGAGUUCUGGGGAGAUGAUGGACGAUACCCUUACAAAACGGCUGAUGAAUACUCUAUCCAAUCCCCCAUCUCUGGGGGUGUGUUCGAUGAUGAUGCUGCUUCCCUUGCGUCACCAUGCUCUCCUUCGGUGGAGGUGCUCAGCCGUCUGGGAGGGUCAAAUAUCCCCGUGCAGCUACGCCCAGGUCCAGUCACCAAGAAGGUAUCGAUGAACGACCUCAAGAACAAGCCAUUGCCAUUGGAACCAUCCUUCGGCAUUAUUUCAAGCUCCAAUGACAACCUCGAUUACCCCCUUUCAGCGCCAUCGCCGCGCCCCAAGUCACAUCGAGCAAUGGCUCGUUCCCAGAAAGAAUCGCGAGGCUCGCCGCUGCAACACUCCAUCACGAUGAGCCAUGAAGACUGGAAGAAUUCGAUGUUACAACACCUGAAUUCCCGGGAAUUGCAACACACAACUCAGGCAUGGGGACACAGCCAGUCUAAGCCUCCGCCUCGGCCUCGUCAUACUCGAGCCCAAUCAGAUAAUGUAGGAGUCGCUGGCCCUCGCGCCCGCCAUGUCCCAUCGCUGUCGCAAGCGGCCGAGGACCUCGAGGCUGCCCUCGCAGGUCUGUCCGAUAAGGAUGGAUCGCAAAAAAAGCAGGUUGUUCUGGAUGGACCGUUGCAGAUCAGCCGCAACGGCGACUUGAUCGCGACCCGUCCCGCGCCCCGUCCUCCAUCUACAAAGCCUCACUCCCAGUCACCGCGAGGGUCGCCCCUUUCACACUUAAAGAGGGAAAAUCGCAUCAGAUCGGUCAGUCAAAGUCCGACCAAAGAAAAGAGUCAUCGACUCCUCAAAAAGGAAUCGAAAGAAAAAGCCCGCCCUCCUAGCAGGGACACACAGACAGAUGCAAAGCCCCUGAUAUCCGAAGCGAAAAAUAACGCAAAUCCCAAAGAGACAAAUCCCAGAAAAGAAAAACUCAGCAAGAAAUCCUUUCUGGCCUUCAGUCGCAAACAGAGCCAAGGGCUGCGCGAUGCAGUUAGCGUGGGCUCACGGUCGGAGCAUUCCCUCCACCUGACAGAGGCGCAUUCUUCCAAUCCCCAGGAUCUGGCCCCCACGCGCAACGAUCUACUACUUCAGUUACCGCGUCUCCAAACUAAUGAUCUCGAGGGGAAUCCCUUGAGCGACAUUGCUGGACUGGAUCAACCACUGUCGGGUAGCCCCGGUCUGCGAGACAUGGACUGUGCGGCUCGAGCCGAGGAGAGCGCCCAGGCCUCUGACAACAAGCUCCGUCAAAGCUGGGCUUUGGUCUCCACAGCUCAGGCGAGCAGCCUCCACAUCCCAGAACAGAUCUACGAACUAGCCGCUACUCCCCCGUCACCUUUAUCGGCGCUGCCUUCCCGUGUGCGCAAACAUGAUCAUGGCGUCGAGAUCACCCUUCCCGAAGAUUUGCCGGUAUAUCUGAUCUUCACGAUAAUGGAGCAGAUCGACUCAUUAGAUGAUCUCUUCAACUUCGUGCUCGUCAACAAGAAGAUCUAUACCGCUUUCAAAAGGCGCGAGCUGACUAUGCUGAAGAACGCUUUGUUUAAGAUGUCCCCGCCCGCUUGGGAACUGCGCGAGAUGAGCCCGCCGUGGGAAAUGGAGUGGCAGCUUUUGAUAGAUCCGGACUCUCAGGUUCCGGAAUACACGCCUACUCUGUAUCUGCAGAGGUAUGCACAGGAUAUCUAUACCCUUGCAAGGCUAAAAGCUCUGGUUCUUGCGCGGUGCGCUCCUUUCCUCCGUCGCGACACCAUCCGCGGUCUGGCAGGCGUGGAUAACAAACGUGCUGAGGAUGUCGAUGAUGCUUUCUGGCGGAUUUGGACCUUUUGUCGUAUCUUUGGAAGCGGCAAGGGGCGAGAGAAUGAUAUCACUGGUCAAAUGGAUUGGCUGAGAGGUGGAGUCGCAGCGAAGGGCCACUUCACUCCGGCGUCGACAAUGACACAGCCUUUUGGUAUUAAUACUGUCUUGUUUGAACCGCCGGAGGGAUUCGGUCGGGGUAAUCUCUCGGGUCUGUCGCAGAAGCAGAUGUACGAUCUAACGGAAAUUUGGACGUGUCUGGGUGUUUUAUUGCAGCCAUUGCAUGGAAAAUGCAUCGAAGCCCGCAAGGUGGGCAUCUUCGAUACUAUGAAUGUUCCAGAUGGUGACUUGGUCCGCGAAGAGAUCAUUCUCGAGGAAUGGACUUCCUAUAUCCUUACGCUCGGCCUAGGAGCAGUGUUGACACUCAGUUCCGUGUGCGCAACUGACACCACAGUCGCCAAAUUCACCAAGGCGAACUCAAUCGGCCUGACCAAAUGGGAUCUAACCGAAACCGAAGCCAGUCGAUCAUCCUUCCUCAAAGAGGCGGUCUCGCGCGCCUAUGAACUCCAAGAACGAACACUUGAAAGCCCAACUGAAAUCAGUCCCCAACAAACAGCAGCGCAGUCAAGUCCAAUUACCGAAACUUCCCGCGAGGACCGUCAACGCCAGGCCAGGUUCGCGCGCGAGCUUCGUCACCGCCGUGAACGCGGAAUCGAUCUCGACCCAGAACGUCGCUGUUCGUUCUCUGCUGAACGGCCCAUGUCAGAGUUCAGCGCUAUUGUCCGUGGUCUCAAUGGGUCGCUUCGAGAACGCCAGCCCGUGCCACCUGUACCUGCGCUUGUCCUCGAACGGUCCUCGACGUCUACUUUGGGGACAGCCCCUCAUACCCCGACAUAUCCGUCUGAUCCUUCCCCUCCCUAUGCGCUGUCAAAUACUCCUCCAGCUCCAGCCAUUAUAGCUCCUGUACCUCUACGGCCGCAGGUCCUAGAUCCUGUUGACCGCGCUAUCCACGUGAUUGUCAAUGAGCUCGGUUUCGAUGCAGAAGACGCUAAGUGGGCGCUUAAAAUUACAGAUACUGGUGAAGGGAUUGAUGCCCAUGCCGCUGUGAAGCUGCUCCAGCGUCAACGUAUCAAAAAUGAGCGUAAUCCCUUCGGCCAACGUGAUAGUCUGUUGUCAUCUGCUAUUAGGCGUCAGCAGUCGGAUGAUUCAGGGUGGCGUUGGGCUUGA
Penicillium paradoxum is the source of this 3597-nucleotide messenger RNA. RefSeq lists its product as uncharacterized. The record is from RefSeq and is a predicted model, not a curated record. The transcript has 2 exons. NCBI's taxonomy places the organism in Eukaryota, Fungi, Ascomycota, Eurotiomycetes, Eurotiales, Aspergillaceae. The coding region runs from base 1 to 3597 and encodes 1198 amino acids.